Molecule: messenger RNA, 3670 nt
Organism: Syngnathus typhle (broad-nosed pipefish)
Lineage: Eukaryota; Metazoa; Chordata; Actinopteri; Syngnathiformes; Syngnathidae
Gene: sycp1
Product: synaptonemal complex protein 1
Exons: 35
Coding region: 208-3162 (984 amino acids)
Biological process (GO): lateral element assembly; meiotic DNA repair synthesis; synaptonemal complex assembly
Cellular component (GO): central element; synaptonemal complex; transverse filament
Molecular function (GO): double-stranded DNA binding
Source: RefSeq, a predicted model, not a curated record
UAGAUACUUUUCCUUAUUGUUUUAUUUUGGACAGUUAUCUGAGCGAACAUGCGGCAAAGUUUCACCUGGAGCUAAACCUUUAACGUUCUCUCCCUCUUUCAUUUUCUCAUUUGAACAACUAAUCUAUCGUCGCCAUCAGCGUCAGUUACUUUGACAACGGCGAGCCCCGUAACAACUCGACUGUCGGUGCAUUUGUCGAAGCCAAAGAUGGAGAAAGACGGACGUUUCAACUUCAGACUAUUGGUGCCACCACGGGUGUCUGCCGUUAAACCCCAAGAAAUUGUCGACAACAACAGAGCUGAGCUCGGUCCCAUUAAAUAUUUUGUUAAAGACCAAAACAAUAAAAGCGCUGUCGCCGCAACUCAACCAACCACACCAGAUUGCUUGAAGAUGACAGUGGCCCCAGCAGAAAAAGAAGAGAGCAACUGUUCUCCUGGACAGCUUUGUUCUAAAAUGUUUGAUGAAGUGGAGAAAAUCAAAUUCUGGAAAGUCAAAGUGGACUCUGACGCUGCACAAAGCGAGAGGAAACUUCAGGAGAACAAACGAACAAUCGAGACUCAGCGCAAUGCCAUUCACGAAUUGCAGUUUCAAAAUGAAAGUCUCAGCACCAAGCUUGAGGAGCAGAUGAGUGAAAAUGAGGAUUGGCGGAACAAACACAAUGCAACCCGCGACUUGUGUAAUUUGCUGAAAGAAACUUUGGAGCGGUCAGCAGACAAAAUGCAAUUGUUCGAAUCAGAGCGAGAAGAAACACAUCGCCUUAUGACGGAAAACAGUGAACGUGUUCAGAAAGUGAUUGCAGCAUUUGAACUCCUUCGUGGUCAAGCCGAAGCUGAGCAGGAAAAGAUGCAAUCUGUCAAAGAGAAUUUGCAAAAAAUUGAAGCGCUAAAAGAAACGUAUCAUCAAGAAUGCACCCUAAAAGAGAAAGAGGUGGCAACGCUUAUAGCCAAACUUCAGGAUAAAGAAAGUGAACUCGAGAAAGUCCAGCAUGAACUCCAUGACACUCAAAAUCAGUGCAGACAACUUGAAGAGGCCAAAACUCAACAAUGUAAAGAUCUUAGAAGCUCAAAAAUGGCACAAGACUCCCUUCUCGAAAAAUUGAACUCGGCAGAGCAGCGCUAUCGAGAAAGCGAGACUACCCGGGAAGUCAUGGGUGCCAUGCUGAGAAGGAGCAAAGAAGAACAUGCACAGAUCCUCCAAAGCAAAGAUUUAAGCUUGCAGGAGGUUCAUCGGGUUAAAAAUGAACAAGCCGAGAAGCUCGAGCAAGUUCAGAGAACCCUUGUGGAGCUGCAGAAUUCAUUAGCCGUUGAGGAACAAAGGUCAAAGGAUUGCGAGGAAAAACUAAUGGCUAAAAACAAAGAACUUGAAAGGAGUAACCAAGCUUUAGAAGAAAUGGUCGAACAAAGGGCAAGAAUAGAUGAGCAAAUCACCGUCCUCCAGAGUGAAUUGGAAACAAAUGUGAACUCACUGGAGAUUGUGAAGGGAAAAGCUGAUGUACUUGAGAUCAGAGUGAACGAUCUCCAAGCUGAGCUUUCGGCCAAAACUAUAGAAGUCAAGCUCGUCAUGGAUGAGGCAGGGACAAUCCGCGCAGAAAACGAAAACCUCAAGAAAGUUUGUGAAAAGUCACAAGUUUUCAUGGAAGAGCACAGCCUCACCGAGAGAAAGGUUCAGGAGCUAGAGGAAAAGUUCUUCAACGAAGUGAAGAAAACAGAGACGUACAGUUUUGAGAUAGUGCAACUCAAGAAAGAACUCGCAGAGCAUCAAGCCAAGUACGAAGAGCUGCUGUCCGACUUCAAUGAGGUUCAUUUGGAAAAAAAGGCUGUUGAGCAGAAAUUUGAAAGCAAGUCCUCUAAUGUGAAAGCCAUUGAGGCAGACAUGAAGGUGAGCGAGAAGAAGGCAGCGAAGCUCUCAAAGGAAAUUCAGAAGCUGGAAGAGGAAAACCAACGUUUAAGAGUGGAAAUAUGUACUAUUCAGAGCCUACACCAAAGACAGUGUGAAGAAAUUGAAACGUUGCAGAAAAAAAUGGAAGACAGCUGUGAGCAUUUGCAGAAGAGGGUUACACAAACAGAAAGACAGCUCAAAGCCGCAGAAGUAAAGUGCUCUCACCUCAGUAAGAAAAUUGGAUCCCACCUUAAAGCAGGGGAAUACCAGAAAGAGAUUAAAAAACUCAAGUCACAAAUCACAAAAGAGCUUGUGAAAUAUAGUCACCUUGAAAACAAGAUGAGCAGUCUGGAUGAGGAAUCCCGGAACCAGAAAAGAGAGCUUGAGGAAAAGCAUCAGGAGCUGCUCAAAGAGCUUCAUGAUAAAUCGAUAAUUAUGCAAGAGCUCCAAGCAACAGCAGCUGAGGCCAUCAAGAGCAAAGAGGACGCGGAACUCAAGUGUCAAAUCAAGACGGCAGAUACUGUCGCACUGAUGAGCAAAUAUGAGCGCACGGUCAAAGAAAAAGAUGCAGCGCUGGACGAGAUGAAGAAGCGCGAGACAAUGGCAGUUAGCUUCAGAUCGGCAGCGGAGCUUGACGUAACCAGGCUGAAGACCGAAAACAGUCAACUGAAGAAGCAGUUGACAACUGACAAGAAGAAGUUAAGUGACCAGAAGAAAGAAUUGUCGUUGUUUAAAUCAUCUCAGCUGUCCCAAGAUAAGAACAGCACGGCAAAGGCCUUCGACACAAAUGAAGGAGAGAGUCAUGUCGAAACACCAAGAAGUAGGUCUUCAAAGAUGACCGUGUUUGACUUCGCCGAGGAAUCUGGCUUUGGAUCCAUGAGGAUGUCGGGUGAAAGGACCCCAAAGAUCAAGGAACGUCGCUGCAAAGAAAUUGCUUCCCCGGUAAAAAGGACAAAGCGGGCUGGCAAAGAAGACAAAAUAAAAACCUACAGAAUAAGAACGCCCCCUAGUGCUACAAAGCCAGGGGUUUGGGGGAAGGGAGCCAUUGAGCUGCAGUCUGACGGCUCUGAGCCAAACAACAUUUUGACUUUCAAGAACGUCCCAGAAACCCACUUCUCUGUUCCGGUCGCUAAAUGCAACCCAUUCCAAAAGAGCCCCACUACUGUUAAGCCACCAAGAAACUCUCUAAAGUUAGCGGCCGUCAAGAGGAUUCGUGAUGCUGGCUGGAUGGCUGUCAAUAGCAGUGAGAAAAAGAAGAGGUCUCAUGCAAACAAUUUCAUAUAAGCUGUGCUGUGGAUGCAGUUGAGUUUUCUAUUCUAAUGUUGAAAGGCACAUAUCUUUGGUGGUGGUGGUGGUGGUAAUAUAGUCAAAACAGUAGUCAGAGAGUUGUAGGAAGAGGUAUGGUUUUGUAGUUCUAGUAAUUAUAGUAUGUACUAAGCAUAGCACAAUAGUGCUGUAGCGGCAAUUGCGAGUAAAAAAAGUUGUUGUUUUGCGUAGUAAAAAAAAGUUUGUUAUUCAGUUUGCUCGUGUAAUACUACUACGCACGACUACGUGUUACUAGUCAUAGUAGUUGGUACCUCAGAGUCAUGUUGUUGUUGUAUUUUGGUACCUUAAUAGUUAUUGCUAUGAUUUGUGUAACAUUUUCACAGUUUGACAGUGUCUUGUCAAUGAAAUGUUAAUGUUAACUACAUUGUGUUUAAAAAAUGUGGAAUUUAGUCAUAUUGAUGAUGUAAAUGCAUGAGGUUCACAGUAAAGAUGAGCUUAAAUAUAAAACAUUUAUUUGCUGAGCAUU